Phyllostomus hastatus (greater spear-nosed bat) is the source of this 4886-nucleotide messenger RNA. It is a transcript of the gene LTBP3, whose product is annotated as latent transforming growth factor beta binding protein 3. The record is from RefSeq and is a predicted model, not a curated record. The transcript is spliced from 28 exons. Gene Ontology annotation, molecular function: calcium ion binding. NCBI's taxonomy places the organism in Eukaryota, Metazoa, Chordata, Mammalia, Chiroptera, Phyllostomidae. The coding region runs from base 506 to 4399 and encodes 1297 amino acids.
AAAAACUGUCUCCCUGGCCGGAGGCCAGCGUCCCAGCCCCCUCGCCGCCGCCGCGCCGCAGCCAGGGAAAACAACUGCUCACUUCUCCCUGCGUCCUGCCCGCGCUCCCUGCUUCCCGACCGCCCGGGAGUCCAGCCCGGCCGGGGGAGGCGCGGAGCGGGCCGGCCGCCCGGCCUUCCUCCCCUCGCUCCUCCUCUCCGCCUCGACUUGCUGCGGCCUCCUCGCGCCUGCCUCUGGCUGGGGCCUUUGCAGGCCCCCGGUCCGGCCCGUGGCUGGGUUCCUUUCCGGGCGGUGGAAGUUUCUGGGCUCCGCGCAGUCCAGCCUCCAUCUCUUGGCCUCCCGUGCGCCCCCGCCCGCGCCUGCCGUCCCCUCCCUGCGCGCUUCCUCUGUCCCUCGCCCUCGCUGCCCCCUCUGCCCUCUCCCGUGGCUCCUGGCUUGCUGCCCGCCUGGGGCGCCGGGAUCAUAGCCCCGGUCCCGGCGCGCCCCCUGGGUCUUGAGGCCCCGGAUGCCCGGGCCCCGAGGGGCUGCUAGCGGCCUGGCCCCUGAGAUGCGCGGGGCGGGGGCGGCGGGGCUGCUGGCGCUGCUCCUGCCGCUGCUGCCGCUGCUGCUGCUGGGCCCGGGCGGCGGGGCCGAGGGGGGGCCGGCGGGCGAGCGGGGCGCCGGCGGGGGCGGGGCGCUGGCCCGCGAGCGCUUCAAGGUGGUCUUUGCGCCGUUGAUCUGCAAGCGGACCUGUCUCAAGGGCCAGUGUCGGGACAGUUGUCAGCAGGGCUCCAACAUGACGCUCAUCGGAGAGAACGGCCACAGCACCGACACGCUCACGGGCUCCGGCUUCCGCGUGGUGGUGUGCCCUCUGCCCUGCAUGAAUGGCGGCCAGUGCUCUUCCCGAAACCAGUGCCUGUGUCCUCCGGACUUCACGGGUCGCUUCUGCCAGGUGCCCGCUGGAGGAGCCGGCGGGGGCGCUGGCGGCUCAGGCCCCGGAGUGGGCCGGGCCGGAGCCCUAUCCGCAGGCGUGCUGGCUCCAGACAGCGAGUCUAUGGCCAGCAAGCACGCCAUCUACGCGGUCCAGGUGAUCGCUGAUCCGCCCGGGCCCGGGGAGGGGCCCCCUGCCCAGCAUGCGGCCUUCCUGGUGCCCUUAGGGCCAGGACAGAUCUCAGCAGAAGUGCAGGCCCCGCCCCCCGUGGUGAACGUGCGCGUCCACCACCCACCCGAGGCCUCGGUCCAAGUGCACCGCAUCGAAGGGCUGAACGCGGAGGGCCCCGCCCCGUCCCAGCACCUGCUGCCACACCCGAAGCCGCAGCACCCCCGGCCACCUACCCAGAAGCCCCUGGGUCGCUGCUUCCAGGACACGCUGCCCAAGCAGCUCUGCGGCAGCAACCCCCUCCCCGGCCUCACCAAGCAGGAGGACUGCUGCGGGAGCAUCGGUACUGCCUGGGGCCAGAGCAAGUGCCACAAGUGUCCCCAGCUGCAGUACACAGGGGUGCAGAAGCCAGGGCCUGUGCGCGAGGUGGGCUCUGACUGCCCCCAGGGCUACAAGAGACUCAACAGCACUCACUGCCAGGACAUCAAUGAGUGUGCGAUGCCCGGCGUGUGUCGCCAUGGUGACUGCCUCAACAACCCCGGCUCCUAUCGCUGCGUCUGCCCACCUGGCCAUAGCUUGGGCCCCUCCCGGACACAGUGCAUUGCAGACAAGCCCGAGGAGAAGAGCCUGUGUUUCCGCCUGGUGAGCCCCGAGCACCAGUGCCAGCACCCGCUGAACACGCGCCUCACCCGCCAGCUCUGCUGCUGCAGCGUCGGCAAGGCCUGGGGCACGCGGUGCCAGCGCUGCCCCACCGACGGCACGGCCGCCUUCAAGGAGAUCUGUCCAGCCGGAAAGGGGUACCACAUCCUCACUUCCCACCAGACGCUCACCAUUCAGGGCGAAAGUGACUUUUCGCUUUUCCUGCACCCUGACGGGCCGCCCAAGCCCCAGCAGCAGCUGCCCGAGAGCCCCAGCCGGGGGCCACCGCCUGCGAACACAGAGGGAGAGAGAGGGGUGAGCACUGACUCACCGGCGAUCGAGGAGCAGCCGGCACAGCAGAGCCACCCGACCUCGACCACCUCUCCGGCCAAGUCCUACCCCGAGCUGAUCUCCCGGCCCUCGCCCUCCACCGUGCGCUGGUUCCUGCCGGACUUGCCCCCUUUAGAGAUCGCCCCUACGCAGGUCACAGAGACAGACGAGUGCCGACUGAACCAGAACAUCUGCGGCCACGGAGAGUGCAUCCAGGGCCCCUCCGGCUACUCCUGCCAUUGCAACCCGGGCUACCGGUCACACCCCCAGCACCACUACUGCGUGGACGUGAACGAGUGCGAGGCGGAGCCCUGCGGCAACGGCAGGGGCAUCUGCAUGAACACCGGCGGCUCCUACAACUGCCACUGCAACCGCGGCUACCGCCUGCACGUGGGCGCCGGGGGGCGCUCGUGCGUGGACCUGAACGAGUGCGCCAAGCCCCACCUGUGCGGCGACGGCGGCUUCUGCAUCAACUUCCCCGGUCACUACAAGUGCAACUGCUAUCCUGGCUACCGGCUCAAAGCCUCCCGACCGCCCGUGUGCGAAGACAUCGACGAGUGCCGAGAUCCUAGCUCCUGUCCGGAUGGCAAAUGCGAGAACAAACCCGGGAGCUUCAAGUGCAUCCCCUGUCAGCCUGGCUACCGCAGCCAGGGGGGCGGGGCCUGUCGCGACGUGAACGAAUGCGCCGAGGGCACCCCCUGCUCUCACGGCUGGUGUGAGAACCUCCCAGGCUCUUUCCGCUGCACGUGCUCCCAGGGCUACGCGCCUGCGCCCGACGGCCGCAGUUGCCUGGAUGUGGACGAGUGUGAGGCUGGGGACGUGUGUGACAAUGGCAUCUGCACCAACACGCCAGGCUCCUUUCAGUGUCAGUGCCUCUCCGGCUACCAUCUGUCGAGGGACUGGAGCCGCUGUGAGGACAUCGAUGAGUGUGACUUCCCCGCAGCCUGCAUUGGGGGUGACUGCAUCAACACCAACGGCUCCUACCGAUGUCUCUGUCCCCAGGGGCACCGGCUGGUGGGCGGCAGGAAGUGCCAAGACAUAGAUGAGUGCAGUCAGGACCCGGGCCUGUGCCUUCCCCACGGGGCCUGCAAGAACCUGCAGGGCUCCUACGUCUGCGUGUGUGACGAGGGCUUCACACCCACGCAGGACCAGCACGGCUGCGAGGAGGUGGAGCAGCCCCAUCACAAGAAGGAGUGCUACCUUAACUUUGAUGACACGGUGUUCUGCGACAGUGUGCUGGCCACCAAUGUCACCCAGCAGGAGUGCUGCUGCUCGCUGGGGGCCGGCUGGGGAGACCACUGCGAGAUCUACCCCUGCCCAGUCUACAGCUCAGCUGAGUUCCACAGCCUCUGCCCCGACGGGAAGGGCUACACCCAGGACAACAGCAUCGUCAACUACGGCAUCCCAGCCCAUCGUGACAUCGACGAGUGCAUCUUGUUCGGGGCCGAGAUCUGCAAGGAGGGCAAGUGCGUGAACACACAGCCCGGCUACGAGUGCUACUGCAAGCAGGGCUUCUACUACGACGGGAACCUGCUGGAGUGCGUGGACGUGGACGAGUGCUUGGAUGAGUCCAACUGCCGGAACGGAGUGUGUGAGAACACGCGAGGAGGCUACCGCUGCGCCUGCACGCCCCCCGCCGAGUACAGCCCCGCCCAGCGACAGUGUCUGAACCCCGAGGAGAUGGAUGUGGACGAGUGCCAGGACCCCGCAACCUGCCGCCAUGGCCGCUGUAUCAACCUACCGGGCUCCUACCGCUGCGAGUGUCGCCCGCCAUGGGUGCCUGGGCCCUCUGGCCGAGACUGCCAGCUCCCCGACAGCCCCGCCGACCGUGCCCCGGAGCGUCGGGACGUGUGCUGGACCCAGCGCGGGGAGGACGGCAUGUGUGCGGGCGCCCUGGCUGGGCCCACGCUCACCUUUGAAGACUGCUGCUGUCGCCAGGGCCGCGGCUGGGGUUCCCAGUGCCGCCCCUGCCCGCCGCGCGGCGCUGGUUCCCAGUGCCCAACAUCACAGAGCGAGAGCAAUUCCUUCUGGGACGCGAGCCCCCUACUGCUGGGGAAGCAGCCGCGAGAAGAGGACAGCUCAGAGGAAGAUUCGGACGAGUGCCGCUGCGUAAGCGGCCGCUGCGUGCCACGGCCCGGAGGAGCCGUGUGCGAGUGUCCGGGUGGCUUCCAGCUUGACGCCUCCCGAGCGCGCUGCGUAGACGUCGACGAGUGUCGAGAGCUGAACCAGCGCGGACUGCUGUGCAAGAGCGAGCGCUGCGUGAACACUAAUGGUUCCUUUCGCUGCGUCUGCAAAGCUGGCUUCGUGCGCAACCGCCCUCAUGGGGCCUGCGUGCCCCAGCGCCGCCGCUGACACCACCUUCGGCCUGGACCUCGCUGAUCACCAAGCGGUUUCUCCCCAACACUGGGGCAAGCUCAGCCUCUAGCUUCUGCCUGGACUCCACGGCUCAGACCCAGGGACCCUCUGGGCCUGCAGACCCCUUCCAGAGACCCGUGUCCCCAGGGUGCCCGCGCGGCUCCACCUGGUUGACAGGAUGUGGGGUCUUCCGGGUGCUGCCGCCUUUCCUCCCAGAGGGUGUUCCCUAGACACCGACUGACAAAGCAGGCCGUGCCUCUUUCCUCUCGGCUUUGUGGGGGGCUCGGACUCGGCGGGGCGGCGCCAGACCCCGGCCUCCUUGGAGGGGCUAGACUGAGCCCCGCACGAGGGAUGUGAAAUACAAUUUAUUGUGGUUCUGAUUAUGUACACGUGAAAUGUGCCUGGCGGGGCUGGCCGGGCUGGCACGGUUUGUACAAUAAAUACACCCAUGGGGCCUGCUCUCCAUGGCCGGAAAGCGCCCACA